AUGUUUAAGCGCGCUUAUGUCUACGCCUGUACGGCACCCUUGCCGGAAGCCGAUACAGCGGAGGAAACGGACUACGCCGUACUCACGGAAAUUGCAGCACAUCUGCAAUCCGAGCGUACACAAAAGCCGAGCAAACGCAGAAAUGUGGAAACAGUGGAAAGCGAUGAAACGGCGGAACAAUCGCAAAAGGAUGACGACCUUAUAGUCUAUAUGACGGGAGGAAAAGUCGCAAAGUGCAAAGUAUGUAAGGGGAAGACGAUGCUUAACGAGGACGCCGUGAAGAAGCAUUUAGACAGCAAGGCACACAAGAAGAACCGGAAGAAAGGCGAAAAGGAAGCCCUUGAAGCAGAAGAAGUACGGCGCCGCUUCAUGAUGCGCAUGGAAUCACUCGAGAGAAGGACGAAACAAAACGAUCGCAAACGCGACAAACGCGCGGACGCCGACGAAGCCCAGAAUAAGUGA
Molecule: messenger RNA, 462 nt
Organism: Babesia bigemina
Lineage: Eukaryota; Apicomplexa; Aconoidasida; Piroplasmida; Babesiidae
Exons: 3
Coding region: 1-462 (153 amino acids)
Source: RefSeq, a predicted model, not a curated record